Messenger RNA from Puccinia triticina, 489 nucleotides. RefSeq lists its product as uncharacterized. Bases 1 to 489 code for a protein of 162 amino acids. Lineage: Eukaryota; Fungi; Basidiomycota; Pucciniomycetes; Pucciniales; Pucciniaceae. The record is from RefSeq and is a predicted model, not a curated record. The transcript is spliced from 2 exons.
AUGGCUGCCCUUCUGGCGCUUGUGGCCCUGGUCGUCGUAUGCCGCUCCUACCAUCCCCCGAGGCAGCCGAACCAUCAUCCGUCCGGCAGACGAGAACGGAUGCUGGACGACGGACAUGCACGGCCUCUUUCUGGCGGACAUCUAUCGCCUGAAGCCGGCGGGAGAACCAGCACGCUCGAUCGACAGUCUCGCGACGACAUAUAUGUACCGCCGUUGUUCCCGAACACGUCUGACGCGCUCAGCUCUCCGGUGGCCGCACUCCCUUGGCCCAGCUCAUUCGGCCAGCAAAAGGAUUGCGUUGUCGGGGAUUCGAACCCCGGACUAAAGCUGGACCUAAGCAAGAGCCUUAUCAACGGAUCUGCAAUGGAAGGCUUCAAUGCUAACCACUACACCAACAACGCUUGGUGGAAGGAGUUCCGUACGUGGUAUUCAGAGUACGUGCAGGAGGACUACGCAGUCCGCAGCCACAGCGGAUUGCCCGCUGUUUGA